UGCGGGCCCAGGCCCAGGAGCAGGAGCAGAGGGAGAGGAGGGGAGGGGGCGCCACCCCCGGGACCCCCGCCCGGCCCCUCCCCCGCCAUCGCCGUGGGGGUCCCGCCAGGGCCCCCCCCCCACGUGCCCCCCGAGGUGCUCAAGGUGCAGACCCACCUGGAGAACCCCACCCGGUACCACCUGCGCGCGGCGCAGCGGCAGCAGCUGCGGCAGUACCUGAGCCACGCCCACCGGGGGGGCGGGGCCGGCAGCCCCCUCAGCCCCUCCCCCCCGCCGGGACCCCCCAGGGCCCCCCCCGAGCCCCCCCUGAGCCCCCCCCAGGGGCUGCUGCACCACGAGAAGGAGAUCGAUGAUGUCAUCGAUGAGAUCAUCAGCCUGGAGUCGAGCUACGAGGACCUGCUGGGCCUGGAGGGGCCCCUCCCCCUCCCCAGCACGGUCCCCAUCCCCGGGCCCCUCCUGGAGGUUUUCAGCCCCGCCCAGGGCGGGAGCAGCUCCUGCCCGGCCGAGCUGCCCCGGGUCAAGGCCGAGCUCUCAGAAUCGGAGGCCAAGGCGCUGCUGAAGGAGAGGCAGAAGAAGGACAACCACAACCUCAUUGAGCGGCGCCGACGCUUCAACAUCAACGACCGGAUCAAGGAAUUGGGGACCCUGAUCCCCAAAAACAGCGACCCGGAGAUGCGCUGGAACAAGGGCACGAUCCUGAAGGCCUCGGUGGAUUACAUCCGCAAGCUGCAGAAGGAGACGCAGCGAGCGCGGGAGCUGGAGCUGCAGCAGCAGCGCCUGGAGCAGCAGAACCGCAGCCUGCAGCUGCGGGUGCAGGAACUGGAGCUCCAAGCCCAAAUCCACGGGCUCCCCCUGACCCCCGCCAUGGCUGAGGGGGGCUGCGAGGAGCCCUCGGGGGGGGGUCUCCCCUUUGCCCCCCCCACCCCGCAGUGCCUGCUGGAGCUGCCCCCGGGGCUGGCGCUGCCCCUGGCGCUGGGGGGCCCCGAGGGGACCCUCGAGGACAUCCUGAUGGACGAUGGGGGGGUGCUGUCCCCGCUGGGCCCCCCCGGCACCCUCCUGGCCUCGCCGGGCCCCUCAAGGGCCUCCAGCCCCCGCAGCAGCCUCAGCAUGGAGGACGAGCCCUGAGAAGAGCCCGGCUCUGGGGGGGAUUUUUAGGGACCCCUCCCCAUCUUUUUCGGACCCCCUGCCCUCCCUGAUGUGUUCUGGGUGGGCCCCACCAGGCGCCGUUUGAAGAGUCUUAAAGCGGGCGAGCGCUUUGUAAUGGAGGCCCCGCCCCCUUAAGGGGUGUUGCCCUUUUAAGGCGCCUGGCUCCUCUCUUGAAGGGGCCCGGCCGGGCGUGGCUCAUUGGAAGGGAGGGGGCAGCCCCCUCCAUGUGUGGCCCCUUUAAGGCGCUGGCGUCGGGCCCCACCUGGGCGUGGCCCUUUGAAGGUGCCGCAGAAAGCCCCGCUCCUCCGUGAGGCCACGCCCACUUCCCGGCUCACCCAAUCAGAGGGCUCCUGAGUGCUGGGCCCUCCCACAGUUUGUGUGCAUGGACGUGGCUGUGCAGACGAAUCGUGACACAAAGUAGUCCCGCUCGGUGCUGGGAGCGUGGAAGGCGGAGGCACAUUAGAGAUCGGCUGUGCAGGGCUACGCGCUGCGGAGGGAUCUCGGUCACGUGGCCGUGCCCGGCAGAGGGAGAGACGCAGAAGGAUACAUGCAAGGCGCUGCAGUAUUCGCCUGCUCUGGUGCCGUGAUGGUUCCCGAUGGCGGCGGAAGCGGCGUCACAGGGCACAGGGAUUGCCGGCUGUGGCUGCACAGCGGCAUGCAGCAGCCCGGGACCGGGAUGCACAGCGGCAUGCAGCGGCUCGGAACCGGGACCGGGCUGCACAGGGGGAUGCAGCGGCUCGGCCGGGACCGGGCCGCACCAAAGCUGCGGCGAAAGCAGCGCGGGAAGGCGGCGGGGCCGUGCAGAUAGAGCUGCGCAUGCGUGCGGCUGAACCCGGAAGCAGCGCUGUGGUUGGAUGAGGUGCGGAGUGAUGUCGCUGCGGCUAGGGGUUGCAGCAACUGCGCAUGCGUGCAGGCGUCACUAGGUCCGCGUCGGGAGCCAUCAUGGCUGGCGGCCGGGCGGGGAGAGCGGGAGGCGGUGGAGCUGCGGAAACGGGGACAGGGCUGUGGCUGCGGUCGUGGAGGGGAGCGGCGGGACGCCCGUGGUUGCAGGAGGCGGCGUAGCCGCGCCCUCCAGCAGCUCUGAAGCGGGGGGCCGCGGUGGGGAAGGCGCGGCUCGGCCCGCCAUGCAGCGGGAGCGGGAAAGGGACCACGGGCGGUG
Camarhynchus parvulus is the source of this 2305-nucleotide messenger RNA. Its product is annotated as transcription factor E3-like. Gene Ontology annotation, cellular component: nucleus. The transcript is spliced from 8 exons. Gene Ontology annotation, molecular function: protein dimerization activity; DNA-binding transcription factor activity, RNA polymerase II-specific; RNA polymerase II cis-regulatory region sequence-specific DNA binding. The annotation marks the transcript as partial. Gene Ontology annotation, biological process: regulation of transcription by RNA polymerase II. The record is from RefSeq and is a predicted model, not a curated record. Lineage: Eukaryota; Metazoa; Chordata; Aves; Passeriformes; Thraupidae.